This is a messenger RNA of Sapajus apella (tufted capuchin), 2709 nucleotides long. RefSeq names its product regulatory factor X associated ankyrin containing protein (gene RFXANK). The transcript has 10 exons. Gene Ontology annotation, biological process: regulation of transcription by RNA polymerase II. The record is from RefSeq and is a predicted model, not a curated record. Lineage: Eukaryota; Metazoa; Chordata; Mammalia; Primates; Cebidae. The coding region runs from base 1780 to 2562 and encodes 260 amino acids. Gene Ontology annotation, molecular function: protein binding. Gene Ontology annotation, cellular component: nucleus.
ACUCCCUUCCUUCUUGAACCCCCUUUUCCUGGAGCAGACGAGUUGGGGGAGCCCACCAUACAUUACCCACUGGGCCGCAUACACUCUUCUUUAGCCCUCUGUCCUGAUGGAAUCCCUCCCCUUGCUUAUAUCUGAAACCAGUGCUCGGUGGCGUAGCCAAAAGAAACUCGCACUUAGACAGAAAACUUAUCAGCAAGGCACCUUUACUUCCGCAGAGGGGUGCUGCUUGCGCGUUACAAUCGCAAGAGCACACCGACCAGAGGAGGGACGAUUCUAAUCCUAACGCACUUCCUGUUCCUGUGUCCUUCCCCUUGGCUGGGGUCGGACCUCACCAUCUAUGCUGAUCCCGAUUAACUCUGCCAAACAGGGUACACGCGCGAUUUGCGAGAAACAGAAGUAGGGGGGAGGUAGGAUUGAUUUACAACUUAGGACCGAAAAAGUUGAGUCUUUAAGAGGACUUUAGUUGUCCCAACAAUUUCCCUUCUUCUGUUUUGUGUAUUUCUUCCUCUUCAAAUUUCUUCAACAGGAUUUGGCUUUGUUGUUCUUGUUGAUUAUCUAGGAGCAAGAGCUUACCUAGGUGGGGAGGUGGGGAAGGUUUUUGUGAGAGCUGCUUCUAUCAGCCUUUGGGUUAACCCACGAAUACAAGUUACCUGGUCGCGGUGGAAUUCUUCAAGAUCCUCCCUACUGCCCACGUGGCUGAGAGUCCGGAUUUAUCAUCACUUCGGGCGGGACUCUGUCCUCCCCUCCUGGGGCCACCACAAGGAGGCAGUGGGACACGUCUCCCCAGGACAGAUCAUCGCUAGCCCCUCCCGAGGGAGAAUGGGAUCCCGGACGAACCCCCAGAUGUGUCGGAAACGAGCGCUCGGGGUAACCAAAAGAAACCCGCACUUAGAAAAAUUCUCAGCAAGGUACCGUGACUUGUGCAGAAGGGUGCCGCCGGCCUCCGACAGUCGCAGGCGCACGCGGAACAAAGCGGAGAAGGCGUUUUCGAUCCGCACGCAGUUCCUGUUUCUGUGUCCUUCCCCUAUUGGCUGCGGUUGGACCACACAAUCUAAGCUGACCCCGAUUGGCUAAGGCCUAGACUUUUCCAAACGGGGUAAACCCGCGAUUUGCGAAAAACAGACGAGGCGGGGGUAGGAUUCAUUUACAACUUAGGACCAGAAAGUUGAGUCUUUAAGAGGAAUUUAGUUGUCCCAACAGAAGGGACCCUGUUGUGGAACGGGACGGCGAAGAUACCUUGCCCCUUUAAGUUCCGGGCGCCCCGGGUACUUCCCCUACUUCGUCUUCUGGGAAAAGCCCCGCCCAUCUGCCCGAAGCCGGAGCCCCUCGGCUCCCUCUGAAAAAAUUUGUGGGCGGGGUGAAGGCGAGCUGGCACCAGCGCAGUGAAAUUCCCAGAGCCCUUUAGUCCCCGCCCAUUCCCUCCGUGGGGGUGGAGAGAACACGCAGGCGCAAAUACCCUCCCAGGGCCCCAGCGGAAGCCACUCCCUCCCCUAAGUCUUAAAGGGCCAGAGGCAGCAUUUUACUGCUCGGGCCGUUCCUCACUUUUGGGGGGCGGGGGUGCGCACGCGCAGUGAGGGAGUUCUGGGGUGGGGGUAGCGGUCGAGUAUCAAGUUGCUUUCUGUCCCGGUCCAGGAAACCCGAGUGCUGAGGGUCCAGUCUCCAGCCUGCCUCCCACUAUAUCCAUAAGAAGAGAAAAGUUUGUGACUUGGGUCCCCAAGUUUUGAGAGAACUGGGCUUUCGGCGCGGGGGGACACAAGAGGCUCGUGGGGAGCUUUCCCCAUGGAGCCCACCCAGCCUGCGGAGGACCUCAUCCUGACCCAGCAGCCCCCUGCCUCGGAACUUGGGGACCCUGAAGACCCCGGAGAGGAGGCCGCAGAUGGCUCAGACACUGUGGUGCUCAGUCUCUUCCCCUGCACCCCCGAGCCUGUGAAUCCUGAACCAGAUGCCAGCGUUUCUUCUCCGCAGGCAGGCGGCUCCCUGAAGCACUCCACCACUCUCACGAACCGGCAGCGGGGGAACGAAGUGUCAGCUCUGCCGGCCACCCUAGACUCCCUGUCCAUCCACCAGCUCGCAGCGCAGGGGGAGCUGGACCAGCUGAAGGAGCAUCUGCGGAAAGGUGACAACCUCGUCAACAAGCCGGACGAGCGCGGCUUCACCCCUCUCAUCUGGGCCUCGGCCUUUGGAGAGAUCGAGACCGUUCGUUUCCUGCUGGAGUGGGGUGCUGACCCCCACAUUUUGGCCAAAGAGCGAGAGAGCGCCCUGUCGCUGGCCAGCACGGGCGGUUACACAGACAUCGUGGGACUGCUGCUGGAGCGGGACGUGGACAUCAACAUCUACGAUUGGAAUGGAGGGACGCCACUGCUGUACGCCGUGCGUGGGAACCACGUGAAAUGUGUUGAGGCCUUGCUGGCCCGAGGUGCUGACCUCACCACUGAAGCCGACUCUGGCUACACCCCGAUGGACCUUGCUGUGGCCCUGGGAUACCGGAAAGUGCAACAGGUGAUCGAGAACCACAUCCUCAAGCUCUUCCAGAGCAACCUGGUGCCCGCUGACCCUGAGUGAAGGCCGCCCGCGGGGGACUCAGACACUCAGGGAACGAAACGGUUGGCCAGAGCUGGGAAAACUCAGAACUGGCUUCAAUGGCAGCUCCUGGACAGGCGGUGGGAGGGGACCCUUCCUAAGAGGAACCAAUAAACCUUCUGUGCAAAA